AACAAGGACAAGACAACCAAUCUCAAACAUAUAUGCCUAUAGCUGAUGACGUUUCCAGGCUGCCAUAUGUAGGGCAAGUGUUCAGUUCUUUAGACGAGGCAUUUGACUUAUAUGGAUUGUAUGGAUAUUCAUGUGGGUUCGAUGUCCGCAAAGGCACGACCAGGAAAGGCAAAUAUGGUCAGAUAAUAUAUCAAACAUUUGUUUGUGUCAGGGAAGGAAUUAACCCGGGUACCAAUGAUGAGCAUGCAGAGACGCAAUCAAAAACUAAAAAGAGGCGACGUAAACCAUCUACCAGGUGCGAUUGUAGAGCAAAUGUCAUAAUGAAAAGACGGGACAACGGUGAAUACUAUGUUAGCGUUUUCAAUGAAGCUCACAAUCACGAAUUAAUUUCUGAAGAUUGUCGCCAUUUCAUGAAAUACAAUCGGAAGGUCGAUUCUUCACAUCAACUGAUUCUGCUUAAAUGUGCUAAGGUUAAUAUUGGCCUAAUGCGUGCAUUUAGACUAUUCAAAGAAUUGGUUGGAGGCUAUGAAUAUGUGGGGUGCACAAGCAAUGAUUUCAAAAAAUUUUCAUACCAAAUGAACAGUUAUCCGGAUGGCUCCGAUGCUCAGUUGCUGUUGGACAGAUUAAUCACUAAUCAUGAUCUUGAUGACCAGUUCAAGGUUGAGUACCUGCUAGAUGAAUGUCAGAAGGUGAAGAGCAUAUUCUGGAGCGAUGCCAUUGGUGUACAAAACUAUAACAUUUUUGGAGAUUCUGUUUCGUUUGAUGCAACAUACACUACAAAUCGAUACAGCAUGAUAUUUGUACCAUUCACCGGGAAGGACAACCAUGGCGGUUGCGUUACGUUUGCAGCCGGGUUACUAACCAGGGAGGAUGUGCAUUCAUACUCAUGGAUCUUGAAACAAUUUGUCGAAUGCAUGGGCCACAACCCAACCAUGUUGAUAACAGACCAAGAUCCGGCAUUGAAAAUUGCUGUUGAAACCGUUAUGCCUGAUACAAGACAUAGAUUCUGCAUGUGGCACAUAAUGAUGAAGGUAGCACUGAAGCUUCCAAUAUCACUUCGGGAGAAUGCUGAUUUGACGAGUAGAUUAUAUGAAGUGGCUUGGUCGGAGUUGGACGAACCUAGCGAGUGUGAAGAAAAGUGGUUAGGGGUCAUAAAUGAAUAUGGUCUGGCAGACAAUUCGUGGUUUUCAGACAUGUUCUCCAAGCGCAAGUAUUGGAUUCCAGCAUAUUUUCGUGAUUUGAGGAUGAGCGGACUUUUUAGAACUACGUCCAUGUCAGAAAGUGAGAAUAGUUUUUUCCGUAAAUAUUUGAAUCGGAAUUCUAACUUGGCUUCUUUCUACAUCCACUUUGAAAGUGCUAUGCAGGCUCAGAGGCAUUCCUACAAACAAUUGUGCAUGACUGACCAGACAACCACUCCUAAGUUGAAGACACACUCGCCCAUAGAGCAGCAUGCGAGUCGCAUCUAUACCACGAAAUUUUUUUUAGAUGUGCAGAUAGAGAUUACCGAGGCAUUCAACCGUUGUCGCAUAAAAUCCAUGGACACAGCACACGAAGACCAUAUGUAUGCAGUGGAUGACAGAUCCAAUGGGGUGUCCAAUGUUGCUUAUAAUAUGGUAGCCGAUACCUUUACCUGUUCAUGCAGAUUGUUUGUGAAGAAAGGAUUGGUAUGCAGACACAUGUUUGUGGUGAUGCAUAACAUUGGUCUCAAAGCUAUUCCUGAGAAGUACAUUCUUGAUAGGUGGCGGCAGAAUGUUGGAGCACAUUUCAUUUCAAAGGGCCAAACACAAGCAAGCAAUAAGCCGCUUAUGUCAGAGGUAUUUAGAUGCAUUGCAGUCGCUGAUGGGAAUGAGGAAUUAUCUACUUCCCUCAUAGCUGAACUUAAGAAAUGGGCAGAUGCAAACGAGCCUCGGUCUUUGAAUUCUGCAAAUUCAAAGGAAAGAAUCUUUCAGAUGUUCUACGGUUCCAAACUACCCACUGAAAUUACUAUUCAUCCACCUGAUCCUGUAAAAACCAAAGGUAGUGGAAAGCGUUUGAAGUCAACGUAUGAGAAAGAACUUCAAAAGGCCAAGAAACCAAAGAGGCUGUGUCGGAAAUGUGGACUUAGGGUGCGUCACGACUCGCGCAAUUGUGGCAAAGUAAUUGAGGAGGACAGUGAAGAUGAAUAAUAAUCAUAUUUGAAUUUGAAUUUUUAUUAGAUACAUUGAGUUUUAGAGUAUGCUACAUUGAUGCUCAUUUUAUUAAUUUUCUAUAUUUUGAAUAACAUAAAACGAAUUCUUUUGGUUUUA
This is a messenger RNA of Salvia miltiorrhiza (redroot sage), 2285 nucleotides long. RefSeq names its product protein FAR1-RELATED SEQUENCE 5-like. Lineage: Eukaryota; Viridiplantae; Streptophyta; Magnoliopsida; Lamiales; Lamiaceae. The record is from RefSeq and is a predicted model, not a curated record. Bases 33 to 2165 code for a protein of 710 amino acids. Gene Ontology annotation, molecular function: zinc ion binding. The transcript has 2 exons. Gene Ontology annotation, biological process: regulation of DNA-templated transcription.